Messenger RNA from Puccinia triticina, 3801 nucleotides. RefSeq lists its product as uncharacterized. The record is from RefSeq and is a predicted model, not a curated record. NCBI's taxonomy places the organism in Eukaryota, Fungi, Basidiomycota, Pucciniomycetes, Pucciniales, Pucciniaceae. Bases 1 to 3801 code for a protein of 1266 amino acids. The transcript has 20 exons. Gene Ontology annotation, biological process: DNA replication; DNA repair; protein folding. Gene Ontology annotation, cellular component: chaperonin-containing T-complex; cytosol. Gene Ontology annotation, molecular function: ATP hydrolysis activity; ATP-dependent protein folding chaperone; DNA binding.
AUGCAGAUGUAUAUCUUGAAAUUCGGACUGAUACGAUCUAUCUCCUCCAGUAUCUUCGCGGGUGAAGCAACCCAGGAACGAGCUGAGAAUGCUAGACUGUCGUCUUUUGUCGGGGCUUUGGCGCUUGGAGACCUGGUCAAAAGUACCCUUGGACCAAAAGGAAUGAACAAAAUUCUGCAUUCAACCACUACCGGUGAUAUUACUGUCACUAACGACGGAGCGACUAUCCUCAAAAGCGUCCCCUUGGACAAUGCAGCCGCCAAAAUCCUCGUCAACAUUAGUAAAGUACAGGACGAUGAAGUUGGUGACGGAACAACAAGUUGUUGCGUUCUAGCCGCGGAACUGCUGAGGGAGGCCGAGAAACUAGUGACGACUAAUCGCAUUCACCCUCAAACAGUCAUUGAAGGAUACCGGAUUGCUAGCCGAGUGGCAUUGGAUGUUCUUGACAAGAAUGCCCGAAAUAACUCAUCCAAUCCAGAGGCUUUCCGAAAAGAUUUGGUCAACAUCGCCAGGACAACGUUGUCAUCAAAAGUACUAGCAGCCGAUAAGGACUACUUUGCAAAUCUUGCGGUGGAUGCAGUCCUCAGGCUAAAAGGCUCAACCGAUCUAGAUCAUAUUCAGAUCAUCAAGAAACCGGGCGGUCAACUCACUGAUUCUUACCUCGAUGAAGGUUUUAUUUUGGAUAAAAAGAUCAGCACUAACGGCAACAAGUCUCUGAAGAAUGCCAAAAUCCUAAUCUCCAACACUUCUAUGGAUACCGAUAAGGUUAAAGUUUUUGGUGCACGAAUCCGUGUAGGGGGUACGGCUGCAUUGGCCGAACUCGAACGAGCUGAGAAGGAAAAAAUGAAAGCCAAGGUGGCCAAGAUCCAAGCUCAUGGAAUCAACUGCUUCGUCAACCGGCAACUGGUUUACAAUUACCCCGAAUCUCUUUUUGCUGAAGCGGGUAUCAUGUGCAUCGAGCAUGCAGACUUUGAAGGUGUCGAGCGAUUGGCAUUGGUUACUGGAGGAGAAAUCACUAGCACAUUCGAUCAACCUGAGAUGGUUAAGUUAGGGCACUGUGAUUUGAUCGAGGAAGUGAUGGUUGGAGAGGAUGUGCUCAUUAAGUUCUCAGGAGUUGCAGCCGGUGAAGCAUGCACAGUAGUCAUCCGGGGAGCGACAGCCCAAAUGAUAGACGAAGCGGAGCGCUCACUACACGAUGCACUGGCGGUGAUAUCGCAGACGGUCAAGGAGCCCCGGGUGACUUACGGGGGAGGAUGUGUGGAGAUGUUCAUGGCUAAUGCGGUGGACGACGAGGCGAAGGUGACGAAUGGUAAGAAGGCCAUCGCGGUCGAAAGCUUCGCGCACGCCCUUCGUCAGCUGCCUACCAUCUUGGCCGAUAACGCGGGAUACGACUCUAGUGACUUGGUCGCUCAACUUCGGGCUGCCCAUUACGCUGGCCAAUCAACCAUGGGUCUUGAUAUGCAAGAAGGAAAGAUUGCCUCUAUGGAAGACUUGGGCGUCUACGAAUCUUACAAACUUAAACGUCAAGUGGUUUUAUCGGCCAGCGAAGCCGCCGAAAUGAUCCUCAGAGUCGACGAUAUCCUUCGCUCUACACCUAGGAAACGUGAUGUCCAACCGCCAACCGGGACCAUCGGCUCACAGGAAACUGGGACGAACCACCAUCAAGCCUGCCAAGAUGGGCAAGCCCCUCUUCCUUGUAUCCGGCUGUCUAUCGAACACCAUUUACUGACUGCCCCAUCUGCUCUCCGGAAUGACCAUGAUGAUACAUACACAGUCGAAUGUCCAAUCUGCGCGAAACCUAUACCUUCAGCGGACAUCAAUCGACAUCUGGAUAGCGAUCAUUUCGAGUCAUCCUCCCACUUGACGGGACCCAAACCGCCUAAUAACUCAGCACGCCAGGCCACAACGACGACCGGCGUCCAAUCUACCCUGAAUUUCCAUCGGACCGGCCCAUCAGACGCGCAAAACAAGACGGGCCGAUCAGGAUCAAUCAAGCGUCCUCAUGAUGCGAAAACGCAGACCUCGACCGAUCACCUCACCCUUUCUUCGUCCCCCCCUCCCGAUGUGCUGGCUUCAACAACACCCUCCGAUCCCAGGAAAAAAGCCCGCGUCGAUCACGUCCCUUUGCUUAAAUCCCCUCUCCCCACACCCUCCUCCAGCUCUGCGCCCUCAAUGUCCAACAAACCCUUGGCUGAGAGAGUGAGACCGAAAACAAUUGAGGAAUUUCAAGGACAAAAACAUUUAAGAGCAGCAUUACAAACGAUUGUCGGCAGUGGGAGUUCGUUAAUCUUGUGGGGGCCACCAGGCUCAGGAAAGACGACCCUAGCAAGAUGUGUGAAAGAGUUACUGACCAACGGCCGCGAGGAGGAGAAGAUCGGCAGGCAACAAAAGUACGAGUACUUCGAACUCUCGGCCACCGACUUCUCGACAUCCGAAUGGAAGAAAAUCAUCGAUCUUCAUCAUCUCUCGUCUUCUUCCUCUUCCUCUAUCCCCACAACCGGCUCCAAUCAGAAAAUCUCCAGCUUUUAUAAACCCGCUGCCGCUCGGCUACCGGUGAUUCCUCUCAUCUUUAUUGACGAAGUUCAACGAUUAAAUAAGGUUCAACAAGAUUUAUUUUUACCGUUCAUAGAGAGUGGACGAAUAGUGAUGAUUUUUGCGACGACGGAAAACCCAUCUUUCCGAUUAACGACGCCGCUACUAUCACGAUGUCGACUAUUGAAGCUGACCCAACACAGUUCUGAGGACCUCAAGCUGAUUCUUGAGAGGGCGCUAGCGAUCGAAAAAGCGUCAUGUCCACCAGCUGCUGCUGUUGAGGUGGAUGCUCAGAUGAUUGAUCUCUUGUCUAAUGUCGCAGAUGGGGACGCUAGAGUCGCCUUAUCUCACCUCGAAAUCGUCAUCAAUGCUCUUAAACGUGACCCCCUCUUGGAUCAUCAUGCGCUCAAAGAACUCAUCGGAAACAAAUUCUUGCUUUAUGAUCGUAAUGGCGAUAAUCAUUAUGAACUAAUUUCUGCUCUUCACAAGAGCAUUCGCGGAGGCGAUGCUGAUGCGGGACUUUAUUGGCUGGCAAGGAUGCUAGAAGGCGGCGAAGAUCCUCUCUAUGUGGCCAGAAGGUUGAUACGGAUGGCGUCUGAGGAUAUAGGACAGUCUAAUCCGAUGGCCUUGACGCAAGCCGUCAGUGCCUAUCAAGCCACACAGCUACUCGGUAUGCCGGAAUGCGACUGCAUUUUAGCCCAAAUAGUCGUUAUGUUGGCCGAGUCACCGAAAAGUGUGCGGACUUAUAAGGGGUAUAAGCGGGCCAAAGCUCUCGUCAAUUCUCUUCCCUCUUAUCCUGUCCCGAUCCAUUUACGUAAUGCGCCGACUAAGAUGAUGAGCGAACUUGGUUAUGGGGCCGAAUAUAAAUAUGAACCCGACUAUGCCCAUCCGAUCUACCAAGAAUUCUUACCUUCUGAAGUCUUGGAUCGAUCAACGAGAAACGGAGCGAGUGAAGUGGACCGCAACUAUCCUUUUCUGGUCCCACGAUCCCAGCGAAUCGAUCAACAAGCAUCGUCUCCAUCCGACUGCGCCUCUUCCAACCAUCAACAUCAUCAAGAUCAUCCCACAGAUACAGCCGACUCUCUUCAUCCAAUCAACCCUGCCCAGAAUCAUCAUGAGAGCAAACUCGGAGAUCAUCCUCCGGCUAUCUCUCGUCCGACUCAUUCGUCUACUAAGGAUGGGAAAUUGGUCGACUUGGACUUGCUUCGGCAAUGGGAAGAGCACUUCAAUGAUGGCCAGCCAUGGACCGGAAGGGAUCGUUUGCAAUAA